ACAAGACAAUGAAAGUGGAACACCAUUGCCUGAGUAAGGAUGGGACCCCACUGCGCCUCUCUUCCUCUCCCUAUUAUUGUCCAGUAGUCGUGACUCUGACUUGGGAGUAGCGAAAGAGGAGAGUUGAGCUGGUGGCUUUGGGAGUGGAGCUCUUCAAUCCUGUUCCGGUCUUCCUGCGAUCGCCGCCGUUCACUUUUUCUCCGAUCGACCUCCGGCAUGAGUCGCCACCCUGAGGUGUUGUGGGCACAGAGGUCGGAUAAAGUGUACCUAACAAUUGCGUUACCAGAUGCAAAAGAUGUUUCAGUGAAAUGUGAGCAGCGGGGGUUCUUUAGUUUCUCAGCUACCAGCGCUCAAGGUGAAUCCUUUGACUUCAGCCUGGAACUGUUUGGAUCAAUAUUGCCUGAGGGUUGUCGAACAAAGACUGGAUUAAGAAACAUCAUCAGCUUAAUCCAGAAAGAGGAGAAAGGUUGGUGGAAGAGACUACUGAAGUCAGAAGAGAAACCUGCACCAUACCUGAAAGUUGAUUGGAACAAAUGGUGUGAUGAGGAUGAGGAGUCAGGUUCUGAAGUAGGAUUGGAUGGUGAUGCUGCUUUGUAUGAAGACGGAGAUGGAGAAAGCAGUGAUGAUGAAGGAAUGCUAUUGCAUUGCAGAUCUUCCCGAUCUAGAGAAGGCGAGAGGCAAGUAACAAACAAGGCAAGAGGAAAGUAGCAACAGUGGGAACGAACAAGUGGAUUCCCGACGUAUCCUGCUGUGUGACGCAAAUGCAAAGUUAGCGUAUGUUAGCAAGUGAUGCUGUGAGCAUCUUUUGCAGAUAGCCCAUCGCACAACACCGAAAUGGCGCUUGAUCUUUUCAUCACCGUAGGUUAUUGCUGUAAAAAUCUGUGAUACUUGAUAAGCAGGGAAGUAUCAGAUAUAUUGGCUGAUGCUUCACACCUGCAUUUACAUUUUUACCCUGCGAUAGCAGCCGGAGUCUCUGCUGAUGAUCAUGGGGUUAGGAACGCAUUUUGACAUGUCAGCAGUUCACUAGACUGAAGUUACAUAAGUUGGAUUAUUAAUCAUCGACUAGUUGAGAAA
Punica granatum (pomegranate) is the source of this 1074-nucleotide messenger RNA. The record is from RefSeq and is a predicted model, not a curated record. NCBI's taxonomy places the organism in Eukaryota, Viridiplantae, Streptophyta, Magnoliopsida, Myrtales, Lythraceae.